This is a messenger RNA of Amyelois transitella, 1504 nucleotides long. RefSeq names its product malate dehydrogenase-like. Bases 138 to 1139 code for a protein of 333 amino acids. The record is from RefSeq and is a predicted model, not a curated record. Gene Ontology annotation, cellular component: cytoplasm. Gene Ontology annotation, molecular function: L-malate dehydrogenase (NAD+) activity. The transcript has a single exon. Lineage: Eukaryota; Metazoa; Arthropoda; Insecta; Lepidoptera; Pyralidae.
GCAAAUAUCGGUCAAAAAAUAUUAAAAAAAAUUCAAAUAAGCAUUUAAAAAAAUUUGGUUAAAUUUUAAUUAAAAAUAUGUAGCCUAGACAUAUUCUUCCUUUACAAAGGUAGGUGCUGUUCGAAAUAUCAUCCACAAUGUUUGUUCUCAAGAGACUUCCCAAACUUUUGUGCACGAAAUGUAUCACGACUCCUGUGAGAAACUGCGCAGUGUCUGUAAUAGGAGGUGCAAGCGAUAUUGGACAAACGUUAUGUAUGAUGUUGAGAGCCCAACCUACCGUGUCAAAACUGAUCAUUUACGACAAACCUGAUAUAAUCAAUGGUGUCCUGAUGGAUCUGUCACACAUACCUACAGACGCUCACCUCAAGGGCUACAUAGGAGAAGAAACAUUAGACAGGGCAUUGAAAGAAGCAGACCUUGUGCUAGCGGUCGGUGCUGUACCAGAUAAGACCACGUCAAAAACUCAAUGCACAUUAAAGAAUACGGAAUUGAUCAAAACACUUGCGUACAAAUUAUCAAAACUGAAAACAAUGCCAUUUGUUGGUAUCACUGGAGAUCCUCUUAAUGUUUUAGUGCCGAUGACGUCGGAAAUAUUAAAGAACCACCAGGUGUAUGAUCCUAAAAAACUCUUCGGAAUAACAACAAUAGAUUCGAUAAGGGCGCAGACUUUAUACGCGCUGCACAAUCAAUGGAACCCACGCGAGUGUGUAGUCCCUGUAAUAGGUGGACAUUCGAAAGACUCAAUAAUCCCAUUGCUGUCUCAAGCUAAGCCUUACUGCGACAUGAACGGCAAAUCAAUCCACGAGCUGAUAGCAAAGAUCCGACGAUCUGGAGACUACGUUACUGAAGCGAAAAAAGGCCGUCCUCCCACUUUAUCUAUCGCGUACAGUAUCCUUAUUUUUGCUCGGGGCAUUUUGCAUGCUUUAAGCGGCGGAGUAUCGAAAGUGAACGCAUUUGUCGAAAAUAAUGACUUCGGCACAGGAUUUUUUGGUGGACUGGUAACGGUUGACGACACAGGCGCCAUUGAUAUGCAACGAUAUUCUCAUCUUUCACAAUACGAGUGCUAUUUACUAGAACGGGGCAUUGAAAAUAUCAGGAAGGAUGUGUUGAAAGGGAAAAGAAUUUUGGAUUUAGCCUAAUAUGCAUUCAAAAUACUUAACAAACAAAUAUUUUUAUAAAAGUAAUUCAAUCAUGUUCAACAUAAAACUGUACUUUUAAAUAAAAAAUUAAACGACAAUUUCACAUCAUCCUUGUUUAUUAUACAAAAUAAGUAAAGUAUUAACAACCAAGGAUAACUUAAUCAUAUCACAGAGAACUCUAAUGUCAAUUCUUUAAUCUAACUAAUUGUGAAACGUAAUAAAAAAAAAAGGAAAAAUAAUACAGUCAACUACACAUACACUUAGACCUACUACAUUGAAACAAUACUGAACACUUUGUUUUUGGCUAUCCGUUGAUCAAAUUUGAUUUACCUAAAAUAUAAUAUAGGUACUUAUUUCCAUAUAAU